AUGUUUAAUCCACAGUACCUAAAUGACUACCUCCACUACAACGUUCUCAAAACUGGUUUCCUCGGAGCACUUCCUGUUUUAGUUCAGUUUAUGCUCAAAUUGCUAGGAGGAGUUUCAAGUGAUGCGUUGAAGUGCCUAGACGAAACCACUAAACUUCGUGUGUACAAUUCGCUUGCCCUUGGAGGCUCCUCCAUUUUCUUUGCGAUUUUGGCUUUCGUCCCUCGUGAAAAUCACACCACUGCCAUUGUUGUUCUUGUCUUUGCUGAAAGCUUACUUGGGCUUAAUACGGCUGGAUUCAACAAGUGUGCUACGUUACACUCACGACAAUACGGGCACUUUGUAAUGACGCAAAUAAUGAAUAUAUGGGCCGUGACAAUACUUCUCGAGCCGUUUGUGGUGAACGCGAUCGUUGCUGCUAACAAGUAA
Molecule: messenger RNA, 426 nt
Organism: Ostertagia ostertagi
Lineage: Eukaryota; Metazoa; Nematoda; Chromadorea; Rhabditida; Trichostrongylidae
Source: the annotation of a GenBank genome assembly